This is a messenger RNA of Colossoma macropomum (tambaqui), 3823 nucleotides long. RefSeq names its product kelch-like family member 5 (gene klhl5). The coding region runs from base 427 to 2133 and encodes 568 amino acids. The record is from RefSeq and is a predicted model, not a curated record. Gene Ontology annotation, molecular function: protein binding. NCBI's taxonomy places the organism in Eukaryota, Metazoa, Chordata, Actinopteri, Characiformes, Serrasalmidae. The transcript has 12 exons.
CGCUCGCGCCGGUAGCGCAGCUACGCGCCAGCACACGCGCAGCAGUUUUACAUUUAAAAAUUCAAAAUGUUCUAACGGACUUUUAACGUACGCUGCUUGAGAAGCGGAUAAAAACUGGCGCAUUAACAUCCAAAUCCACGAUAUUUUCACCCAAAAAAGUACACUACGCUUUUAUUAUUAUCAGCAGCCAGGAGAAAGCCAACUAGUGCCACAACUACUCCUGAAAAAAGCGAGUUUGGUCCACGAGUUAAGCGAUAACGUUCACAACAGCAGUUAAUCCAUCACCAGACGAAGGAGAGAAAGAGCUGACACUUCAUCCAUCCAUCCCAAAAAGUGGAUCAGCGAGGCACACCUGUAUACUUGUACUGAACACGGCCUUUUAGUUGGACGUCUAACAGCAGUGCGACGCUGUCCUCAUGCGUGUCGAUGGAGCCGUGCGUCCCAGAUGAACUCUUCCAGUCACACAGCCACGCGGAACACACCUUCAGACGAAUGGAGACAUACCUCAGGACCCGCAAGCUGUGUGAUGUGGUCCUGCUGGCUGGAGAUCGCCGAAUACCUGCACACAGGUUAGUGUUGUCCUCUGUGUCGGACUACUUUGCAGCCAUGUUCACAAGUGACGUGCGGGAGGCCAAGCAAGAGGAAGUAAAGAUGGAGGGAGUUGACCCAGAUGCAUUGUGGGUCUUGGUGCAGUAUGCAUACACAGGUCGGUUAGAAUUGAGAGAGGACACUAUAGAGAGUUUGCUCUCAGCAGCAUGUUUGCUGCAGUUGUCUGCAGUGGUUCAGGCUUGUUGUACUUACCUCAUGAAGCAGCUGCACCCCUCAAACUGCCUCGGGAUUCGAUCCUUCGCCGACGCCCAGGGCUGCCAGGACCUUCACAAAGUGGCACACAACUACACCAUGGAGCACUUUAUGGGUGUUAUGAAGAAUCAGGAGUUUCUGCUGCUGCCAGCGAGCGAGGUGGAGAAGCUUUUGGCAUCAGAUGACAUGAACGUCCCAGACGAGGAAACGGUGGUAUCGGCUCUGCUUAGCUGGGUCCGCCAUGACCCCCCCACCCGCCAGUCACAGUUGCCCAGCCUUUUGGCACACGUCCGUCUGCCUCUACUCAAACCACAGUUUUUGGCUGAUAUGGAGGGCAACCCACUCCUGAGGGACAGUGUGGAGUGUCAGCGGUUGGUCAUGGAAGCUAUGAAGUACCACCUGCUACCUGAGCGACGACCACUGCUGCAGAGCCCGAGGACACGUCCCCGAAAGGCCACUGUGGGGGCACUGUUUGCUGUGGGGGGCAUGGACGCCACAAAAGGUGCCACCAGUAUUGAGCAGUACUGCCUGCGGAGAGAUUCCUGGCGGCAGGUGGCAGUGAUGAGUGGCCGGCGGCUGCAGUUUGGUGUGGCUGUCCUCGAUGACCGGCUGUACGUGGUUGGGGGGCGGGAUGGCCUGAAGACUCUCAACACAGUGGAGUGUUACAACCCCCGGAGCAAAAGCUGGAGCGUCAUGCCCCCCAUGUCUACACACCGGCAUGGCCUAGGGGUAGCAGUAUUGGAGGGCCCCAUGUAUGCAGUGGGAGGUCAUGAUGGGUGGAGCUAUCUUAGCACAGUGGAGCGUUGGGAUCCUCAGGCCCGACAGUGGAGUUUUGUCGCAUCUAUGGCGACACCCCGAAGCACUGUGGGAGUUGCAGUUCUAAACAGCAAGCUGUAUGCAGUAGGAGGCAGGGAUGGUAGUUCAUGUCUGAAGUCAGUUGAGUGUUUUGAUCCUCACACCAACAAAUGGAGUGCCUGUGCGCCCAUGUCCAAGCGCAGGGGUGGCGUCGGUGUGGCAACCUGGAACGGCUUUUUGUACGCCAUUGGUGGCCAUGAUGCCCCUGCAUCUAGUCUCACAUCCCGACUUUCUGACUGCGUAGAAAGGUACGACCCUAAGACAGACAUGUGGACGGCAGUAGCUCCGAUGAGCGUCAGCAGGGAUGCAGUUGGAGUGUGUUUGCUGGGGGACCGGCUCUAUGCAGUUGGAGGGUACGACGGGCAGGUAUACCUGAACACAGUGGAAGCUUAUGACCCACAGACCAACGAGUGGACACAGGUGGCGCCACUGUGCUUGGGCCGAGCUGGUGCCUGUGUGGUCGCCGUUAAACUGUGAUGCUGCUGCUGCCUCCGCCUGUCGUCUCCAUGGUGAUCCUUGUACAGUAGCCUCAUCUCACUCUCAUUCACUGUGGAAUCAGGAAGAUGGAACAACAUGACCAAGAGAACAAACACACACACACUAACUGGAAUACUCUAUUGGCCUUAUGGGUUGGUUCUUAGGUUGUUUUUUCUGUUUUUAUUCUGUUUUUCCUUUUUUUUGGGUCAAUGAAAAAGUGUCAGUUAAUUAACAGCCCAUUUUCUUCUGUCCAGUUCAGUCACUGAUUGCAUCCUUCCGUUUAGUGAGCCUUUUUCUAUGCACCAUUCUAUCUAUAUUUCCACAGACUGCUAGUUAGUGUGUCUCUCCUUGAGAAAAGCCUUCACUUCACUGCUCUUUUUUCUUUCUCUCUUCCCUCGCCUUCUGAUUAGUUUUGCUGUGAGCAGUGUGCUUUUUUGUAAUGCUCCUUUAUUCUUGUGCCCUCAUUUUUCUUUCCCUUUUUUCCAAUUUGUAUUGCUUGUUCAAGUGUGUGUGUGUGUGUGUGUGUGUCUGUUACUGCAGUGCAGCGGAAAUUGAGAAAUUGAUUUAAAGCCCAGCAAAUUAAAAGUGUGCUAGUGCAACACAGUAACACAGCCAAACAUUCUUUCACUUUAAAUGAUGUGUCAUCCGCAGAACAGCAGCAAGUGCAGAGAUGUAGGCCUUGGACUGUAUAGCUGUGGAAUAGGAGGUGUAGAAAGGUGGAUGUCUUUUUGUUGUUUUUUUGUCAUUUUUUUUAGUUGUUAAAUAUAUAUUGGUUAUAGUUCAUCUGGUUGUCAGUGUAUCUUAGUCUGUCUGUCAGAUAGAGUGUGCAGAAAUCCCUGGACACCGGCAAGGUCAGAACAACAGUCGAGAUGCUGGGAGGGCUUAUGAGCUGAGAAUGAUAAUGCAGAGUGCUGGUGUUAAGAGAACAGCUCCACCUCUUUUUUCAUCAGUUUUCUGCUUUCCUUGAAAGCCUAUAAAUAGCAUUUACUUCAUUAAAAGGCUGUCACUACAGAUUAUAUUAGUAUAAUGAGAUUAAUUCUACAACUAAUUAAGUAUUCAGAGUUGUAGAAACAGGCUAAACAAUGAAAACUGACAUUACUGAACAAUAACAAACCACGCAGACCCUUUCAGAGAUUUGAAAAUACUUUGAAGGAAUACUCCAGCAAUUUUCAGUCUAAGCUCUAUCUUUUAUAUCUGUAGCAUUAAGUUAAUUACCACAUACUGUAAAAUCAGUGCAUGUCCUUUACAUAGUAAAAGAACUAAAAAAAACCUGUUGACUCAAAGUACACUUAUAAUAGAGGCCAGUGGGCAAAUGCUUCCACUUUAAGCACCUUCCAAUUGGCUUCUGUUGGAAGUGUCACUGGGUUUUCUGUUCUGUGCAUUAUUAUUGUGAAAAUUGCCAAUCAUUCACUGUCGAUUCAUUAUGAAGGUACAUUUUAAAUGGAGUUAGCAUGACAGCCAAACUGCAUUAACAGCAUUAACCAGCCCAAAUCAGCACUAUGGCCUGCUGCCUGAUGUGUUUUCCCUGUAAAGUUUCAGGUCACAUCCACUCAGCACACACAGAACUUAACCAGUGCAAAAGCCAUUAAGAUAUUGCUAUGGUAGCGAUAAAAGAAUGAGGGAUAAAAUGCAAAAAAGAGAGAGAGAUGGCAGUCAGUGAGCCAAAAAAUAAAAAGGGACUGUGUGAGCA